This is a messenger RNA of Scedosporium apiospermum, 504 nucleotides long. RefSeq lists its product as uncharacterized. Gene Ontology annotation, biological process: vesicle-mediated transport; intracellular protein transport. Gene Ontology annotation, cellular component: Golgi apparatus; cytoplasm. Lineage: Eukaryota; Fungi; Ascomycota; Sordariomycetes; Microascales; Microascaceae. Gene Ontology annotation, molecular function: GTPase activity; GTP binding. The transcript has 4 exons. Bases 1 to 504 code for a protein of 167 amino acids. The record is from RefSeq and is a predicted model, not a curated record.
AUGGGAAACUCUGUAUCUUGGCUGUCGAGCCUCUUGUGGGCGAAGAAGGAGAUUAGGAUUUUGAUAUUGGGACUGAUCGGCGAGGUCGUCACGACGAUACCAACGAUAGGUUUCAACGUCGAGUCGGUAACAUACAAGAACCUCAAUUUUAAUGUUUGGGAUCUCGGAGGCCAAACCAGCAUCCGCCCCUACUGGAGGUGCUACUACGCCAACACCGCCGCCGUCAUCUUCGUCGUCGACUCUACCGAUAUCGAGCGGCUCCAGACCGCCGCCGACGAGCUCGCCGCCAUGCUCAACGAGGAGGAGCUCAAGGACGCGGCGCUGCUCGUCUUCGCCAACAAGCAGGACCAACCGGGCGCCAAGGGCGCGGCGGAGAUUUCGGAGGCGUUGAGGCUUGGGGAGCUGAGGGAUCGGAAUUGGACGAUUGUGGCGUGCUCGGCUGUUGACGGGACGGGAGUUAAUGAGGGUAUGGAUUGGCUUGUUAGCACGGUAAACCAAGAAUGA